CAGGAUAGUAUUUUCUUUAUCAAAUCUUCACAGCCCGACAAAGUUCUCAGUCCACGCACACUUCAAAGCUGGAUCACUAAACUGAUACGCCUUUCAACUGAUGAAAAACGAGUCUCAUUAAGGUUCAUUGCCUACUCAUUGGCUCUUCAAUCUGGUAUAUCUAAAGACGACAUUGUUGCCAUGGGUAAUUGGGCAUCUUCCUCUAUGUUUGAAAACCAUUACCGCCGAGAACAUCUCUCCAGUUUUGACUUCACUAACACGUUCAUUACCAAUGACAAUAAUAUUGAAGAUGAUGAAAAUAUGGACGACAUUUUCUUCGAUGCUAUGGAUGAUAACAUGGAUUUUACUUAA
This is a messenger RNA of Mucor mucedo, 351 nucleotides long. RefSeq lists its product as uncharacterized. The annotation marks the transcript as partial. The record is from RefSeq and is a predicted model, not a curated record. NCBI's taxonomy places the organism in Eukaryota, Fungi, Mucoromycota, Mucoromycetes, Mucorales, Mucoraceae. The transcript has a single exon.